AUGACUGAUGAAUUUAAUCGAUACUAUAUCAAAAUUCGAGUUAUUUUGGGAAUAAAUCCAAAAACAAUCUUCGACGAACUUACAGAAGCAUUGGGACCUGAUGCUUCAUCAUACUCAAUGGUUAAAAAUUGGGCAAAACGUUUUCGUGAAGGAAGAGAAGAUGUCAGUGAUGAUCCUCGAUCUGGCCGUCCGAUUUCAAUUCUUACAGUUGAAAAUAUUGAAUGUGUUCGACAAGUUAUCGAAGAUGAUCCCCACUCAACUUACGAAGAUAUUAUUGUUAAGACUGAUCUAUCGCGUGUAAUUAAUUGGCCUGCUCGAUAUUUAUUUAAACAAAUCGAUAGAUGGAAUCACUUUGAUGAAAAUAUGAAAUUAUCAGAAAAUAUUGGUUCAACUGCUGAUUUUCUUGAUUUACAUAUGGAAAAUCAAGAUGGUCAGCUAUUUACGACAGUUUAUCAAAAGCAGUCUUAUGAACCAUAUUACUUGCCGUUCAAUAGUAUACAUCCAUUACAUAUGAAGAAAAAUAUAAUCUUUACUGUGUUUCUUCGUACUAUUAGAUACUGUUCAACCUUUCAAGUUUAUUUGAAUGAACGUGAAAAAUUACGAAUGGCAUUAUUAUUAAAUAAAUAUCCAAAUAGAAUUAUUGAUGAACAAUUUAAUCAUGUAUUAUCAAAAUGUAAUAUUGAUCAACCAUUAGAUUUUAAUAAUUAUAAUUUAAUUCGGGAAAAAAUUAUAGAGACACCAAUAAAAGAAAAAAUACCAGUAGAUUAUGGUAAGAUAAUGUUUGUUCAUUUUACUUAUUGUUCAAUCUCGCCUAUUCUUGGUACACGUAAUGUAAAAAAUUUACAAAGACAAUUAACUUAUACACGAUAA
This is a messenger RNA of Rotaria sp. Silwood1, 870 nucleotides long. NCBI's taxonomy places the organism in Eukaryota, Metazoa, Rotifera, Eurotatoria, Philodinida, Philodinidae. The record is from the annotation of a GenBank genome assembly.